Molecule: messenger RNA, 1938 nt
Organism: Paramecium tetraurelia
Lineage: Eukaryota; Ciliophora; Oligohymenophorea; Peniculida; Parameciidae
Exons: 6
Cellular component (GO): membrane
Molecular function (GO): ATP hydrolysis activity; ATP binding; ABC-type transporter activity
Source: RefSeq, a predicted model, not a curated record
AUGACAGAUAAACUUUAGUCAAUAGCCAACAGAGAGGAACAACUUGUAAAUACUGAUAAUAGAGCUGAAUUUUCACUUGGAAAAUUUACACCUAUUGAACUAGCUUGGGAUAAACUUAUAAUAAAUGCCACCAUAAAAGUUGGGAAGACUACCACCGAAAAAUGCUUGCUUAAUAAUCUUUAAGGAGUGAUGAAACCUGCUCACUUUACUGCUAUUUUGGGUCCAUCAGGAUCAGGAAAGACUACUUUAUUGAACUUUUUGUCAGGUCGUUUAAUAUCUGACAAUCUAAAAAUAUCAGGAGAACUUUCUUUAAAUGGAAAACGAAUUAAUGACAUUGAUAAAUUUAAUGAUUAAAUGGCCUAUGUCAUGCAAGAUGAUAUUUUACUAGCCACCUUCUCACCCAGAGAGGCAUUUUAUUUUUCAGCCAAUAUGAGAUUGACAAUCAGCGCAGAGGAAAAAGCAUAAAGAGUAGAAGCUUUGAUUAGAGAAUUAGGAAUAACAAAAUGUGCAGACACUAGAGUGGGAAAUACAUAAAUUAGAGGCGUAUCAGGAGGUGAAAGAAAGAGAGCAAGCAUAGGAGUGGAAUUAUUAACAAAUCCAAGUCUAAUAUUUCUAGAUGAACCAACCACUGGCUUGGAUUCAUCAACUGCAUUAUAAGUGAUUGAUUUAUUGAAGAAAUUGGCCAAAAAUGGUCGUACUAUAGUUAGUACGAUACAUUAGCCUUCAUCUGAAAUUUUUAAUAAUUUUGAUAGACUUAUGCUAUUGGUUAGAGGAAACAUAAUUUAUCAAGGGGAUGCAGAAUAAGCCAUUGAUUACUUUGCUACUAUGGGAUACUAAUGUCCUAAUUUUUCUAAUCCUUCAGAUUACUUUAUGAAAUUGAUGAAUGAGGAAGGGCUACUAGUUGAAAAGAUUCAAGCAGGAGAAUCUGAAGAUUUCGAUGAUGCUUAAAUAAAGGCUGAAUUUGAGUAAAGAUUAGAAGGAUUUAUUGAAAACUACAAAAAUUCAAAUAUGAUUAAAGAAUUGGAUACACAUGAAACAGCAUUAAUUAAAGAAAAUGAUGUUGGAUUCCAUAUAGGAUUUGUUUAAUAAUUUUUACUUAUUUAUUAAAGAUCAUUUUUGAAUGAAAUUAGAAAUCCAAUGGAUGUAAAAUUGAAAAUAUUUUAAUCUAUUGUCAAUGCUAUUAUGUUAAUGCUCGUUUAUUCAGAUUUGGGCAAAUAUAACGAAGGAUUGUAAAAUAGAUUUGGUGCUUUGUUCUUUAUUUGUACUGGUAAUGCUUUUGGUGGAAUCCAAGGAGCUUUACAUACUUUUUCAAUGGAAAGACCUCUGUUUUUAAGAGAAAGAAUAAACAAAACCUAUAGUGUUCAUUCAUUCUUUUGGGCAAGAUCAUUGGCUGAAUUUCCAUUCCAAAUAAUCUACCCUUCUCUUUGUGUUAUAAUAGUUUACUAUGUAAUAGGAUUAAGUGAUGAAAAUGUAGGCAAAUUCUUUAUGCUUAUUCUCAUCUAAUUCUUAACAUAUUAAUAUGCAGUUUCAUAUGGAUUGCUUUUAUCAACCAUUAUUCCAAAGAUUGAAGUGGCUACAGCACUAGUCCCUGCUUUGGUUAUUCCAUUUAUGAUUUUGGGAGGAUUCUUCGUAAAUUAAGAUAAUAUUCCUUAUAUUUUCUACCCUUUCACCUACUUAUCAAUGUUCAAGUAUGGAUUUGAGGCAGCCGUUAUUAAUGAAUUUGAUAAUAUAAGUUACGAGUGCAUGCCAGGUCAGCCAUGUUAACCAGUAGAGAUGUUAUCAAUUUCAUUGACAAAAUGGGAAUGUUGCUAUAUCUUAAUUGGAUUAGCUAUAGGGAUUAGAAUUUUCGCCUAUCUGGCACUUCACUUAAUAUCAAGUCCUGAGAAACCAAAAUUAUAGCCUCCUGAAAGCAUGCAAAUAAAUAAUAAACCAAAAUGA